AUGUCAGUGGCACAGCCUCUGUCGAUGUGGACGGCCAAGGGACGUGCUGACCGAGACGAGAGCUGGGUCGUGUUCAAAACCCAUGAUGAGGCUCGUGCAUUUCUCUCGCUUUCUUAUCCUUCAAUCACCAUUCUUCCCGCAAUUGAAGCCGACUUGGAGCUGCUAGAAAGGUUUUGGCGCGCCGACAUCGCUCAUAAGCUCGACGUCCACCGCGAUCACCAGCUUCGCAUGUCCCUCUCUACCCCGGAUCUUCACAGACGCGCAACCCUAGCGCAAUCCCCCUCUUCUGCCAACCCACCAAACCCAAGGACAUCGUUCAGGUCGGGAGAUUGGAUAUGCAGCUCACCCAGCUGUGCCGCCCACAACUUUGGGCGCAAUCUGGCCUGCAGAGGAUGCGGAUGCCCACGCUCGGAAAGAUCUGCAGCAUUGCCCUCCACACGUUUCCCUUCCUCUCCUCGGUUCAUCGGUUCCGCUAAUGCGACAUCUCCUUAUGUUCAACCGUCGAUACCCAAUACCACUUCUGGACCACAUUACCCCAGCGGUUCGCAAGGCGCGAGACAUCUAUCUCCUUCACUUCCCGCUUUGAUGAACGUCAAGUCACCCUCGCCCUCUAACCCUUUACUCACUCCUUCCGGGCGUGCUUUUGCGGUGGGGGGGAGAGUGCAGAAUGUGUCUGGCGAUCCCCUCAUCCCUUGUGUCAUUUUUUGGCCAGAUAAUGAGCCUUUCCCUGAGCAGGGACAGAUACGACCUAGUCAUCUUACGGGGGUACAAGUAUGCCACUUUUUUUCCAUUUGCAACUAUCUGAAUUGGCGCAGGCGCAAAGUCUGCCAGACCUGCUUCCCCUAUGCAGAAGGCAACGGGGAUUCCAUCUCAGCCGCGGUGCAAGCGGAACGAAUUCAUCUCCUGACCUCCCUCCUCGCUCGAAAUCAACUUUCGGUCCAUCAACAGUGUCCACCAGAAGUACCCUCACAGCCGGUGGCGUCCAUCCAGCCUCAGCGUUCUCCCAUGGAUAGGUCCCGGUCACUGCAAGUUUCUCCGCGCCCCCGUUCCCAGCUUGACCUUGCUGCACGAUAUCCUGAUUCCCAGUUCAUAUACGAGACUUCCGGUCCCCAUUCUUCCUCUUCAGCAUCGUUUCCUAGCAUGAAAGGUCUUGAAGACGAUCUCCCAUCCCCAUCUGACGCGCCCAAUCUCUUACCCUCUUUUUUGCAAGAUAUCGUGCAGUCGCCUACUUUGUCACCUACCUCGACAUCAUCUGCAGAAUUGUCCAUUGAAGAAUACGAGGCCAAUUCCCCUUCUUCGCAACGGUCUUCCCUUACACGGGAUCGCCUAGUGUUGACCGACGACUCUAUCUCCCAUUCGCCUCUCGGCAAUAUAUGGAAGCUUAACGAUGAAGAAACGAAAGGCGGGGCCUCUGUCGCCUUGCCAACUCAUGAAGACCUGGUUGGAAGCAGGAACAGCAGUCGGGAGUUUUAA
Molecule: messenger RNA, 1473 nt
Organism: Pisolithus orientalis
Lineage: Eukaryota; Fungi; Basidiomycota; Agaricomycetes; Boletales; Pisolithaceae
Exons: 9
Coding region: 1-1473 (490 amino acids)
Source: RefSeq, a predicted model, not a curated record